This is a messenger RNA of Strongyloides ratti, 2682 nucleotides long. RefSeq names its product Protein argonaute-2. The record is from RefSeq and is a predicted model, not a curated record. The transcript is spliced from 2 exons. Bases 1 to 2682 code for a protein of 893 amino acids. Lineage: Eukaryota; Metazoa; Nematoda; Chromadorea; Rhabditida; Strongyloididae. Gene Ontology annotation, molecular function: protein binding; RNA binding.
AUGGACGAUUCAAAGAUUCUUUCAAGUCAAACAUUUGUUAUUAAGGUUGACGAGAAAUCUAUAGGUUAUCGUUACUUUGUUGGUAUUGAUAUUUUGUCUAAAAAAUCUGAUACAACUUGGAAAGUUUCAGGCGAUGGUGGUAAAAAAUUACAUCCUAUUAUGAAACUUGAAUUACUCCAAGCAUGUAAAAGUUUAGUAUUACAUGCUUUUGAAAUGAAAAAUGGCUUUGGUGAUAAAAAUACUUAUUUCAUUUAUGAUGGAGCGUCUAAUUUGAUUUCGUCAAAGGAAAUAACAAAAGAAGAAGUAAUAAUUCCAUCAUCAGAGGUACCAAUUGAUACUAAAGUUAUUUCAAAAGGUAGAAGUGUAAGAAUUACACUUAAACCUCAGUCUAAAUUUUUUGAAUUAGAUAUUGGAAACAUUAAUAAAAUAGUUCAUCUUCCAGUAAAUGAUGAAGAGAAAUCAAUUAUCUUUAGAUUUUUGGAAAAUCUUGUUAUUUCUCCUUUUAUGUAUCCAUUUAAGAAGGAUGAUGAAGGAUAUAUUACUCAACUUGGAUCUGGAAAAAAUUUCAUUAGACUUAAACCAGAAGAUGACAGUUCAAAAACUUGUGGAGAUGGUCGUUGCGUAAUUCCAGGAAUUACAAGAUCAUUAGUUGAACUUAACCUUAACGAUAAACCUUCAAUUGCUUUGUCAUUUGAUUAUUCUGAAAAUGUCUAUUAUAAAGGCGGAAAUCUUGCAACUAUUAUUCAAGAAAUUACCAAAUCUUCAAGUAUUAGUUACAGUACACUUCAAAACGCAGUCAACAAUACAAGCAUUUUGGGUGUUUAUUUGAAAACAAACCACCGUAAGAACGGUAAUAUAUUUAAAUUAAAAAAUUCAUUUACCAGAGAAUCUGGUAGAAAUAAAAUAAUAACUAUCAAAAAAGAGGACAAAGAGAGAAGUAUUAGUGUAAGUCAAUACUUUGAGGAAAGAUACAAUAGAAAAUUGAAGUAUCCGGAUUGGCCUCUUUUUAUUAAAAUGGAGAAAAAAGUUACUUAUGAAGAUGGUGAGAAAAUAUCUAGAGAAUAUGAAACUUACUAUCCAUUAGAAGUACUUGAUAUUAUUCCUGGACAGUGUGUUCCUGUUCCUAAGAUGGACAGUUUGUCUUCAAAAGUUCAACAAAGAAUAAAUACAAAAGGACCAUUAGAUAGAAAAAGAAAUACUUAUAAUGAAUUGUAUAGAAUGGGAAUGUUUGAUAGAAAUAUUCCAUUAUUUAAGAGUUUUGGUAUUAGUUUAGAACCAAAAGCAUCAUUUUUCAGUGGAGAGGUUUUGUCGGAUGUCUUAUACACUCCUAAAUCAUCACGGCCUUUAGUUGUUCAAAAAGGCAAAAUUAGUAACAAUAGAGAUAACGUUUGUAAUCCAACAAGUUUAAAAAAAGAACUUUAUAUUGUAUAUUGGAAUGCAAAGGAAGAUUACAUAAAAGAUUUUUCACGGAAAUACAUUGAAAUAUGUGAGAAAAAUGGAAUUAUAUUUCAUGGACCACCUAUCAUUCAGGAAGUUAAGGGUGACUUUAGGGAUGUUAACAAAGCACCGGAUGUUUUUGCAAAAGAAAUGAAUAGAAUUAUAAAAAAUUUUGAUAAUUCAUUUCUUAUAUAUAUUGAUUCAAAAUUUGAAAAAUCACAUUUGGCUUUGAAAUAUUAUGAACAAAAGUUUGGUGUACUUACACAACAUCUAACUCUUGAAGUUGUAAAAAAUUUACCAACAAAAUAUGAUAGUAUGAAAAAUGUCAUUAACAAGACAAAUGCAAAACUUGGAGGUUCAAACUUUAAAAUUGAUUUGAAAGAUGAGUUAUCAUACUACAACGUUGAGUCAAAAAAUGUCUUAUACAUUGGAUUUGAUAUAAACACUUCAUCUAUUGGAUCAAUGACAGCUGACUCAACAAUUAAUGUUGGAUCAUGGGCAGCUAAUGUUUCAAAAAAUAGAGAACAAUUUAUUUCAGAUUAUUGGUACCAAAUGAAAAAUGACUAUUUGCUUUUUGAUGAUGAUCAAAUGAAACUUGAGAUAGAAAAAAUAUUCAGAAAAUGGAGAAAAAAUAUUUCAGAUAAACCUCCAAAAACAAUUAUUGUUUUUAGGACUGGUUUAUCACAGGCAAAUUUUCAAGCAUCAUGUAACGAAGAAGUUGACAAUUUUGAAAAGUGUGUUAAUGAAUUUUCAGAUAAAAUCUUCAAAUCUUCCAAAAUCCCAUACUCAUGGAUAUACGUUAAUAGAACAAGUAAUUUAAGAUUAUAUAAUAAAGAUGACAAAGGUUGCCCAACAAAUAUUGAAGCUGGUACCUAUGUCUACAAAGAUUUAUCAAUACUAGGAAAUAGUAGAAUUGUUGGUAAAUCUUAUGCAAAUUGUCUUGGAACUGCAAAACUUCCUUUAUACACCUUGGGACGUGAUACAAAUUCAACAAGACUUGAUGCCGAAAAAAUUAUGAAUAUUGUAAAUAUGCUUUGUUACAAAUAUGAUAUCAUUUCUUCGGCAGUUAGUUUACCAGCAGUAUCCUACAUUGCCAUUGAAACAUCUAAACGUGGAAACAAUAAUCUUUUGGCUGAGAAGAAUGAUCAAAGUACACAAUAUACUCAGGAUGACGACAUCAAAAGAAAAAAUCAAAAUUUGUCUUACACAAAUUCAAAGUUGAAUGAGCUCAGGUUUAAUGCUUGA